AUGUUUCAUAGAAUUCAAUAUGCUAAGACAAAUAGAUGGGAACCACCAAUUGAUCUUGCGUCUGACAUGUUUUCAAAUGGUUCAUUUCAAGCAAUUGUAUUUGGUCCAUGUUGCCCUCAGCGAAAUACUGGAAUAUACAUGCCUUUACAAGAUGAACAAUGUCUAUAUCUAAAUAUUUUUACGCCAUCAAACAAAUCAAAUGAAUCUUUGUUGCCGGUUCUUGUUUGGAUUCAUGGUGGUGGUCUCACAAGUGGUUGUUCAUCACAAAGUAUUCCUAUAUUAUACAAUGGCACAAAUAUAAUUGCGAAUUCACCUCAACAACCAAUCAUUAUUGUAACAAUCAAUUAUAGAUUAGGCGUAUUGGCUGACAUGUAUUUAACGGAAUUAAUUAAAGAAAAUUCUGAAUGGCCAACAGCAGGAAAUUAUAAUUUUUUAGAUAUAUUAUCAGCAUUACGUUGGAUCAAUAUCAAUAUUCGUGAUUAUGGUGGUAAUCCUAACAAUGUUUUAUUAUUUGGAGAAAGUUCUGGAGGAAAAUCGGUUGUUGAUAUUGGUGCAUUAAAAGGAUCCUCUAAUCUCUAUCAACAUAUUAUAUCACAAUCAGGUGGAUUUAGUAGUUCUAUAUUUUAUUCAAAUAAGACUUUUGCUAUGCAAAGAUCAAACACAAUUGUUGAACAAAUGAACUGCACAAAUCAUACGAGUAAAUUGCUUCUUGUAUGUUUACGUAAUUCUUCUAUUCAUGAUUUAAUCAUGGUUUACGGUAACCGUCCAUCGAAGUCCGUUAUUGAUGGUUAUUUUUUACCGUAUCAUCCACUAUUGGCCAUUCAGAAUGGAAAAUAUAAUCAAAAUAUAAGUAAAAUAAUUGGUGCUAAUAAAUAUGAAGGAUCAUAUUGUCCAAUAUUCCCUGAAAUGAACUCUACAUUAGCUGUAUCAAUAAUAACUGAUAUUUUAGGACAAAACCGAGCACCUACAGUUAUUAAUUAUUAUCAAUUCAACAACUGUUCAUCAAAUAUAAAUGCCACAAAUCGUUGUUGUGAUAUAACUCGAUCACCUAUAGAUGCCAUUAUUGGUUGUAGUAUUCGUCGUAUAUACAAUAAUAUAUAUUUGAAAUAUAAUCAAGAACAGCACAAAUUAUUUUGGUAUAAUAUGGAUUAUAAUCCAGGAAUAUGUCCUAAAUUAUCUAAAGAAGAAGGUGCUGGCCUAUGCCUUCAUGCAUCAGAACUUCCAUUAGUAUUUGGAACUGAAAGUGAUUAUCGCUCAAUGAAUCCAGUUAACUGUACAUGGGAUAAUCACACACGAACAUAUUCAAAUCAAAUUAUUUCACACUGGAUUAGUAUGGCUUCAAAAGGAGAACCAUUAAACCAAUGGCCAAAAUAUGAUCCAUCAGAACAAAAAUACUUACAAUUUACACCUUUCCAUGAAUUUUCCGUUGAAACAUGGAAUAAUGAUUGCUUGAUAUUUGAUCAAAUUGAACAAGAUGAUCUAUCUGAAAUGUUUGGUAACAGUAGCCCAUAUGAAUAUGGGAAUAGAUUAAGUUUUGCACGCUUCGUCAUACUGUUUUUAAUAUUUUAUUAUUAUGACUUUUAA
Molecule: messenger RNA, 1584 nt
Organism: Rotaria sp. Silwood1
Lineage: Eukaryota; Metazoa; Rotifera; Eurotatoria; Philodinida; Philodinidae
Source: the annotation of a GenBank genome assembly